AAGGACAAGUUGUUUUGAAUUGCGGUUUUUUCAAAAAUCACACUUAAUCCGGAAGACAUGACACAUACACCGACCCUCUUCGAGUCAGAUUUUCGUGCAAGGUAGGCCGCAGUCUACAUCGGCGAACUCAACAUACACUCCCUCGGCGAAGCGCUCAGCCCGACAGUGCGGUGCUGCGAUCAGCACGCGCAUCGACUCUGCACAGCGUCGCGCAUCGACACGAGCGAGCAUAAGGGCACUUGCACUUCCUCGUUUACGCUUCCAGCAUAAGGGUACUUCCUUCUUUACGUGGUUCACACAGGAGCCCAGCAUGCCAGUAGACCCCGUCACCGCGGGCGCCAUUGGCGGUGCGUACAUCGUAGGAAGGUGGGCAACCAAUACAGCCGUGCACGAAUUGCGGGGGGACACGGCCCAUCAACAAGGCGACUUGGAGAACCGCAUGCGAGUGAUGGAAAACAAGGUGGAGGACGGCAAUAUGAAGGUGGAAGAUAUGCAAGAAAAAGAAUACUGUGAGUGCAGGUCUGGCUGUGUCUCUGUGAUGCAGAAAAUCCAAAUUGAAAACACAGCUUUACACUUGUCAUGCCAAUCGGGCAGGAAAACCUCUUUACGUAGCUAGGUCUUUUCACAUAAAAGUGAGUGAUGCAUUACUCUUUUUCUCUCCAGUCAAUGUAAUAGAGCAAAUGCACUCAACCCAAGGCCAAGUAGAAGAAGCUGAUAGUGAUACUUACACUCACAAAACUUUUUUUCUGUAUAAAGAACUGCACUGCGCGAGUGAAACAAAACGAAGAGUCGGCUGCAGAAAACAAACGCGACCAGGAACGAGAAAUGGAAGAGCUGCGCAAGAAGCUCGACGAGGAGAUCGCAGCGCGGGAGCGAGAAACCGCAGCGCGGGAGCGAGAAACCGCAGAGCGGGAGAAGCUGCAAGGCCAGAUGACUAAAAUGGCCGAGAAGAUGAAUGCAAUGGAGGGAACACAAAAAAGGUAGCAAAGUACAGAGCUUCACAUUCGUCCCGAGAUCGAAGGGAAGACGGACUAGCUUUGCAAAAAGAUGAAACUAGCAUUAAAAAACGCAGAAACUCCUCAUCAUCAGUUGAAGCAGUCACGCCACAAGAUAUUUCAGUUUCCAAACGUAUACGUAUACGUAAUUACCAUGUUGACCCACCGAAGCCGAUUUAUAAUUUUGGCUAAACCGAAGGGGAGACCCGCGUCGCUUUGUGACAGUAAUAGCGCCCCUUGGCGGCAGGAAUUCCCAUCUUUUCAUCUUCUUUCCUCCGUUGCCCUAACUUUGCCUCCUUGUUCAUACGUUUUCCCCUCAAUGCCCGCCCCUCUGGCCGCCCUCUUCUUCGACGCCGACUGGUCUUUGUACACUCUUUCCUUCCUCCCUCGCCCCUAGGAAAAAUACAAUCGCAGCCAGGACAAAUACUUUGUAGCUUUACUAAGUAGAAGUCAAAGAUAGCGGCGUAAUUAUUAUUGACUAAGACCUAGGACUAGGACUACCCGUACCCACUAAAAAGACAGCUAUAUUUUUACAUGAAUGACGUAAGUCCAAGUCGUGUAUUGAUAUCUAUGUUGUAUUCAUGCCGGCGUGGGCCCGGCACCAGCCGCUGUCUGAAAAAGGGGAAUCGCACGAAAUAGUUGAAGCCUCAGUCUUGCUAUGCGGCGUUCGGAGAGUCCAUAUUUAUUCAUGCACAAGAUCAUCUUUUGGUUCUGACUCUGAGCAAGGAUGAACACUUUGGGAGCAUGAUGAGCACUCGUUUCCUGUAUAAAUAAUUAUGAAAGUGAUUAUGCUUGUCAGAGUCAGUCGGACUCUUUUUGUAGCAGUUUAGUGCUUCCUUUCGGGCUGUGAGCGAAUCUUUUUCCAAAGCGACAAUUAUCUGGAGCGCAACAGCAACCUGCAAGAAGCGAAGAUUCGCACACAAGAGGCCGAGCUCCGGUGUCAAACAAGGCGAUAUCCUAACACAGUUCAGCUAGAGAUAUGAAGAUGUCGAUGCAUCUGCGAACACUCGCUGCGCGACCACGACGGACGAUGCAUCGCCACAGUUCAAAAGAAUUUAUAUAUACACACGCGGAUUAGUAAACGUGAAACUCACGACUUUUCGGCCAAUCAAAGACGAAAGCGAGAAUGCAUGAUUGUCAUGCAUAUUACUUUGCAAAUGCAAAGCCAAAGGCACAAGGAGGCACGAAGAAGAAGAAGGCAAAACAUGUGAAUGUGUAGAUGAACAAGUACAAGUAUAACUAUAAAUUUUCGCUGUAUAAUAAGGAUGAUGUGGGCUUUCAUCAGUCAUGCGCGUGGACUAAAAAAGUAGGACACGACAACCUGCAUUUCGAUCAGUCAGGCAGUACAUGUCAUGCAAUAUGCUAUAGCUACUUGGUUUAAGGCAAACGCGCUUCUUUUCAGUAUCGCUUCAUCAAUCUCAAGAACGACUUCGCUAGGAUAUCUAACAAGACCUGCAAGAAGAAGACUUGAACCACGUGCACAAAAAAGUGGACAAGCAAGGCAUACGUCUUGUGAAAGCCGAAAAAGCGUUGAAAAAAGUCCGCGGAGAGAACUUGGUACUUUUUUCGACUUGAUGUAUGAUUAUACUCAUAUUCUAUAUAUUUAUAAUACUCAGAUGAAGAGCAUUUGUUUUGCAAGAGAAAGUGGAGGCCCAUGCUUUUAUUCGGACCGGCGAUCGAGGUUCAGAUCAUGAUGAAUAUGAAUAAAAUAUAAAAACCUUCUAUUCAGCUGCGGGAAAAAACUGAUAUGCGGGCAGCGUAUCCGCUCAACAUGCAGGGCUUUCUGACCAACACGACAUUGUUCACUGGAGACAUGGAAAGUAAAAUCCUGGCAGCAUUAGACCUGGACAUUGACAAGAGUGCCGUAUCCCGAAAAAUACUAUCCGACGCUGUCACCAACGUAUUUGAAUAUUUUUUCAGUGGAGAUAAAGAAUUUCACUUCACUUCAAAUAGACUCGAGAAAAAAGAUAUAUUGACAGCCACCCCUCCCUAGUUGAGGAAACCUACCUACCUACCUACCUACCUAUGCGUAACACUCACUUCAAGCUGGAUUGUCUUUUCACAGAUGCACUACCUGCUCAUCAGCAUCGAAAACACAGGUUACGAAGGCACAGACAGCGAGGGCCAUUUGCAAGGCGUUAGCCCCCCGGCGAGAACUCCCGCGAGGUGUGCAGUCGUGCGUCGAAUGCAAGGUGUGGGGUACGCAGUCUGAUUUAAUGGGGCGAUGUAUGUGCUGGGAAUCGGAAUACAGGUCUGCGACAUGGAUGCUUCUCAAUUUUUCCAAUUCGUCAAGAAAAUGGCAGACGCAGAGCAAAUAAAGCUGUCGAUCUCUACUUACAUAAGGGUAAGAGUAAGAGAGACCACGAAGAGUAGAGACACGAUUUCGAUUGCUCCUACUUCUAGGCAAAAUAAGAAUUGCAUUAGAACAAAAGAGAGGAAUCCUUCUUCUUCGUU
Molecule: messenger RNA, 3449 nt
Organism: Amoebophrya sp. A120
Lineage: Eukaryota; Dinophyceae; Syndiniales; Amoebophryaceae
Source: the annotation of a GenBank genome assembly